AUGAGCGCAGGCGAGGAUUACUACAUUGGCGUCGAUGUCGGCACAGGAUCGGCACGGGCGUGUGUGAUCAACGCGGCCGGCGAGAUCAAGGGCCUGGCGUCUGAGGACAUCCGGCUGUGGAAGGCUUCGUACGGCAUCGACGAGAUUCACUAUGAGCAGUCGACGACAGACAUUUGGCGGCACAUCUGCGGCUCCGUCCGGUCAGCCGUGGCCGAGGCAGGCAUUGAGGCCGGCGCCAUCCGCGGCAUCGGCUUCGACGCCACGUGUUCGCUCGCCGUCUUCAGCCACGACACCGACGAGCCCAUUACCGUGACCAAGUCCGGCCUGCACCAGACGUCCGGGGACGAGGAUCACCGCAACAUCAUCCUGUGGCUCGACCACCGCGCCCUCGCCGAGACGGACGCGAUCAACGCCACCGGCCACAACCUGCUGCGCUACGUCGGCGGCACCAUGAACGUCGAGAUGGAGAUGCCCAAGGUGCUGUGGCUCAAGAACCAUAUGCCCGCCGAUGUCUUUGCGCGCUGCAAAUUCUACGACCUUGCCGAUGCCUUGACGCACCUGGCCACCGGAAACGAGACCCGCAGCUUCUGCAGUACCGUGUGCAAGCAAGGCUUCGUGCCGGUCGGCGUCGACGGCAGCGUCAAGGGGUGGCAAGAAGACUUUUACCAAGCCGUCGGCCUUGGCGAGUUGGCCGAGGACAACUUUAAGCGCGUCGGCGGCGUCAACGGGAACGGCCACUAUCUAAGUGCUGGCGAGCUUGUCGGCCCGCUGUCCGCCAAGGCAGCCGCUGAGCUCGGCCUGGAGGCGGGCAUCGCGGUCGGCAGCGGCGUCAUCGACGCAUACGCCGGUUGGAUCGGCACCGUCGGCGCACCCGUCGAUCUGGGCGACAAGGCCAACGACGUCAGCCAGGCCUUUACGCGACUGGCCGCCGUCGCCGGAACAUCGACCUGCCACCUGGCCAUGUCGCGCAGCGCUGUCUUUGUCGACGGCGUCUGGGGCCCCUACCGCGACGUCAUGCUGCCUGACUUUUGGAUGGCCGAGGGCGGGCAGUCGGCCACGGGCGAGCUGAUCCGCCACGUCGUCGAGACGCACCCGGCGUUUGCAGAGGUCAGCGCUACCAGCGCCGAGUCUCAGACGAACAUCUACGAGUACCUCAACAACCGCCUACGCGCGCUCGCGUCCGAGGCUGGUAGUCCCGCCGUCGGACACCUCACGCGCCACCUCUUCUUCUACGGUGAUCUCUGGGGCAACCGCUCGCCCUUGGCCGACCCGCACAUGCGCGGCGCCCUCGUCGGCAUGAGCAGCACCGACAACUUGGCCGACGGCCUCGCCCUGCUCUACUACGCUGCGCUCGAGUUCAUCGCCUUGCAAACGCGCCAGAUUGUCGACACCAUGAACGCCGCCGGCCACGAGCUGCGCAGCGUCUUCAUGUCCGGCAGCCAGUGCCGCAACGACCUGCUCGUCAGCCUCAUCGCCACCGCGUGCGGUCUGCCCGUCGUGAUCCCGCGCUACGACAACGCCGCCGUCGUGCACGGCGCGGCCAUGCUGGGCGCCAAAGCUGCCAGCGGUGGCGCCGACAAGGGAGCCACCGAGCCCCUGUGGACGAUCAUGUCGCGCAUGACCCAGGCAGGGCGCGUCGUGCAUCCCUCUGGCAACGUCAGGGAGGUGAAGCUGUUGCAGGCCAAGUACGAGGUAAUGCUGGAUCAGCUCAAGACGCAGCGGGAGUACCGCAGCAAGGUGGACGCUGCUGUGGCGGGAUGGACGAAGUGA
Messenger RNA from Sporothrix brasiliensis 5110, 1770 nucleotides. RefSeq names its product ribitol kinase. Bases 1 to 1770 code for a protein of 589 amino acids. Gene Ontology annotation, molecular function: phosphotransferase activity, alcohol group as acceptor; kinase activity. The record is from RefSeq and is a predicted model, not a curated record. Lineage: Eukaryota; Fungi; Ascomycota; Sordariomycetes; Ophiostomatales; Ophiostomataceae. The transcript has 3 exons. Gene Ontology annotation, biological process: carbohydrate metabolic process.